Molecule: messenger RNA, 2898 nt
Organism: Trichoderma atroviride IMI 206040
Lineage: Eukaryota; Fungi; Ascomycota; Sordariomycetes; Hypocreales; Hypocreaceae
Source: RefSeq, a predicted model, not a curated record
UCAUCAAACUCCGAGGAGCCAACGCGAAAGCGAAGACGCAGUCGAAAAGGUCUCGAGAAGAGAUUCGAAUGCAGCGCCGAGGGCUGUGGGAAGAGCUAUUCAAGAGCAGAGCAUUUAUACCGGCAUCAGCUUAAUCAUAAUUCUAAACAGAUUUUUCACUGCGAGUAUCCAGACUGUCCGCGGACUUUUGUUCGAGGCGACUUGCUGAAGCGUCACAUGGAUCGACAUACGGCCAAGGGCUCACAGCUAAACAGAAGAGACUCCAUGGCCAGCCAUGCGGCAUCUGCCACUUCUCCCAAACUUGUGCCUGCUGAUUCAAAUCGCCAAGGGCCUGGUCAUCCUAUGCCCGCGUCUGUGCCUGUGUCUGCAUAUAACGAUCCCAGACCACCCCCACUAACACAUCACUAUCAUCCCUCUCCUCAAGAACCUCCAGGGGACCCCUAUCCGCUUAUAAACAAUGUCGGCCCUCCUCUCUUUGCUGGUAGCGCAUCGUCUGUUGGACAUGAUGCUUUUGCGCGUGAUCCCAUCGUACAUGGCGCGGCACCUCCUCGCAGGAUACCUUCUGGCCCGGGUCCUUCUCACGGGCCGCCGAGCCGGCCAUCAAUCCAAACCAAUCUCGGGCCCUAUGGUGUGAUAUCGCCAGCGUCUAGCCAGCAAGGUUACCACAGCCAGUCCAGUAGCACCCCGCAAACCGCUGGUUUUAUUCCUCAGCACAAUGUUCUCCCAUUGAGCUUGCCGCCAGCACAAUAUUCUCACUUACAGACCGCCCCAGCGCCGAGAGAUGGAGCAGUGCCUCAUACAGCGACGACGGCGUCAGCACAGUACUCUGACGCUCACCACUCUCACCCCAACGAAAUGAUGAUACUCGACCACAUGGAAAUGUCAAGCAGUGGCCCAGUUUUUGCUGACGAUGGCGUCAACAAGUCUCCAUACGUGGGAAUGCCCGAGGACUUUAUGGCCUACCUCUUCAACUCUCUACCGCAGAAUGGCUCCCCCCAUCCACAAGCGCUGCCACCCCCUCUUCUAAGCUACGGCGAUUCACCAGAUGGCAAUCAUGGAGAUCACUAUUUGGAUCAUUCAACUGUGGGAUUCUUUCCUUCUGACCCGCAAGAUGUCAUGGCCGUUAAUAACCUCUUGGAGCAGCAUGCCCCAGAGGCAAGUAUUACCGAGGAGCGCAGCCAGGAGAUCUACGAUUUGAUCAGUGAGCGAUUCAAAGAGGACGACGAAGAUUUAUCCGCGAGGCAGCGACGUAUCAGCAUUUUGAGUGGCGAUCGCUCUUCCGGAGAACACAUGUUGAGCAGAAGGAUGAUGCAGGCUUACGUCGGUUCCUAUUGGUACCACUUUAGCGAUCAAAUGCCAAUCUUGCACAAGCCGACAUUUGCUACGGAAAAGACGCCCAAUUUGUUGCUCAUUGCCAUCAUGGCAAUUGGCGCUGCUUGCUUGGAUAGGACUCAUGGGACUAAAGUGACAAUGGCUGGAGCUGAAGUAUCUAAUUUCCUAGCCGAGCAUCUUCGAUGGGAAGUGUUUAUGGAACGUAGUUUUCGACCUCCGGCCAAACUCUGGGUUUUCCAGACGCUGAUCCUACUCGAGCUUUACGAAAAGAUGUAUUCGACGAGAGAGCUUCAUGAGCGUGCUCAUAUUCAUCACGCUACCACGGUGACGUUGAUGAGGAGAGGGCGGUCUCUUAUUGGGAAAUCGACAUUGGAUUCACCCCCACAACAUGGCUCGGAUGGAUCGCGAAAAUCUUCGGCUUCUGGCAUAGCUCAUACAGCAGACGAAUGGUGGAACCAUUGGAUCACAAACGAGGCAACUCGGAGAGCUGCUUUUGCCGCCUUCAUCAUAGACUCUACUCAUGCCACCAUGUUUGGCCAUUCAGCGGUCAUGGUGGCGCAUGAGAUGAGAUUAACACUGCCUUGCGAUGAGUCCCUAUGGAGGGCCGCGAGCAGCGCAGAAGUAGGCCGAGUCGAAGCUAACCUCAUGUCCCGAGGCAUCAAGCCCGUCACCUUUCUCGAAGGUUUGAAGCGCACUUUGAGCCAUCAAGAUGUGCGGACGACGCCAUUUGGCCGGUCAGUUCUCAUGGCAGGACUUCUCAGUGUCACAUAUCAUAUGCACCAACGCGAUCUUCAGGUCAAUGUCCUCGGAGGAGGUGUCAUCCAAGCCCUGGGCGGACGAGACAAGUGGCGGGCAACUCUGACUAGAGCAUACGAUUCGUGGAAAUCGAAUUUUGACAGGGCACUGGAGCUAAAUGACUCUGACCCUUACAGACUAGAAAUGCAGCAGCAAGAUUUCAACGUCGUGUUUGAAAGCCGUACAGUUCUGCAUCAUUUGGCUCACAUGGCUAUGCAUGCGGAUAUUGUGGAUUGUCAGAUGUUCGCCCGCGCAAAGCGACUGCUUGGUCGUUCUAUUGGACGCCAAGAAUUUCUCAGCGCACAGAGGAGAAUCAAGGAAUACUGGGCCCCGUCUGCAAGGGCUCGCGAUGCCACUUAUUACGCGCUCAAGUUUCUCUUGUCGGUUCUCGUACCCGACCAAGCAGGCCCUCCGUAUUCAACUAGCCCUGAUCAUGAUAAGCCAUACGAGACACGCGAUGAUGUGCUCUUGAAUCGACCUUGGGUACUCUACUUUGCGGCGCUCGUCGUCUGGUGCUACGGAUAUGCUGUGGAGGGACCUUUCUUGACUGGAUCGACGCCGGUGGGACAUGAAGAACAAUGGCAGCAAAUGAGAGCGUACCUUACAAAAUAUGGCGGAGUCACUGAUCCGAAUGAGCUACGAAACAUGAGGGGUAUCAACGGCAACACGGCGUUACUCAUGGUGCUAAAGGAUACCUUUGACAAUUCUCGAUGGGAGCUAUUGCAUGAAGGAGCGAAUCUUUUGCAUAACUGCAUUGUGCUGAACUCUGGC